This is a messenger RNA of Ipomoea nil (Japanese morning glory), 888 nucleotides long. RefSeq lists its product as uncharacterized. NCBI's taxonomy places the organism in Eukaryota, Viridiplantae, Streptophyta, Magnoliopsida, Solanales, Convolvulaceae. The coding region runs from base 207 to 509 and encodes 100 amino acids. The transcript has 4 exons. The record is from RefSeq and is a predicted model, not a curated record.
AAAGAAAAUAUCUAAGCUAAGCAGCACUUUUCCCAUUUGUUUGCAUUCUUGAAAACUUCCCAGCAGCUAGCCCUGAUCUCCUCCCAUUUCUUUAUCAUAUAUUAUCAUUAUUAUAUUAUACUAAUUCCCCUAUUCUUCUAUAUAUUAUUCUCCCUUUUCUCUUUCCUUUUUGUUUUUGUCCAUUUGUACCAAAACAAAUAGAUCAAAUGUACCACUACCACCACCACCCUUUUCCUUGUUUGCAUUGCCACCCUCAUAGCUAUAUCAGAAUGGUUCAAAGUCUAAUAGAGAGGUGUUUGCUCCUUCAUAUGGACCGAGAACAAUGCAUUAAAGCUCUCGCUAGGCACGCCAGAAUCCGCCCACUCGUCACGCUCACCGUGUGGAGGGAGCUACAAAAAGAGAACAAAGGCUUCUUUCACCAAUAUCUCACCCAAGUAUCUCUGAUUCCAAAUCUAGGUAGGCAUGGGAGGAUAUACCCAAGAAAUGGGAGGAGGAGCCAAUGGAAAUGAAGAAAACAUACACAUGUCUGGUCAGGGAUAGAUGUCAUGAAUUAAUGUGGUUGUCCUCGAAGCUAAGGCAUAAUAAUGAAACAGUGGCCGAUGUUUUAGGGUUAUUUAUAUUUGGAAAUUAUAUAUAUUUACCUCGUAAUUAUCCUAGUAUAGAAUGACGUGUAGCUUGUAGGGACCAUAUAAAUGAAGAAUGUUUUCUUAUCCUUUCUUAAUCACAUCUAUCGAUCAUAACAUGGUAAUGGCUGUAAUAUAAUAGUCUCUUGUAGAUAUCUCUAGAUAUAAUACUUUGUAAGUUUGGGUUGUGAAACUUGUGAUUCAAUAUUGUAUAAUUAAAUGUAUAAUGCAUUGUAAUUGCAUGAUCUAAAUGUUUUUUUUUUUU